This is a messenger RNA of Dendrobium catenatum, 1420 nucleotides long. RefSeq names its product GDSL esterase/lipase 5. The transcript is spliced from 5 exons. NCBI's taxonomy places the organism in Eukaryota, Viridiplantae, Streptophyta, Magnoliopsida, Asparagales, Orchidaceae. The record is from RefSeq and is a predicted model, not a curated record. The coding region runs from base 55 to 1227 and encodes 390 amino acids. Gene Ontology annotation, molecular function: hydrolase activity, acting on ester bonds.
CUUCUUCCUGCAAGAAGACCAAUAAGGGAACAAACUCACAAGCAUAUCCUAAAAAUGAAUUCACCAAUUCAGAUUCUUCCACUCUCCACCGUCUUCCAAAUCCUCCUCCUUACUCUCUUGAUAAUCAUCAAAUCACUCGCAAGCUCACCGGAGGAAAAUACACCCGCCUUCUUCAUCUUCGGCGACUCCACCGUCGACGUCGGCAACAACAACUACAUCGAUACCAUCGCCAGAGCAAACUUACCUCCAUAUGGGCACAGCAGUUUUUUCAACAAACCUACCGGCCGCUUUUCCGACGGCCGCAUAGUUGUAGAUUUCAUCGCGGAAUACGCCAAACUCCCUAUAAUUCCACCAUUCAAGCAACCAUCUGCGAAGUUUAUAAAAGGAGUUAACUUUGCAUCAGGAGGCGCUGGCGUUUUGCCGGAAACAUAUCGAGGAAUUGUGAUUGAUUUCCCAACACAGCUAGAGCAAUUCAAUACAGUUAUAAGCUCGCUAUCAGCAGAGCUGGGUGAAGCAGAUGCAAGAGAACUGAUUGCAACUGCUGUUUACUUUAUAAGCAUUGGAAGCAACGAUUACUUGAGCUAUUUAGGUAGCCCACAAAGGCAGGAGGUUUUUACUUCUGAGGACAUUGUUGGAAUGGUUAUUGGAAAUUUGUCGGAAUCAAUACAAGGAUUAUAUGAGAAAGGCGCUAGGAAAUUUGGUUUCCUGAGUUUAAGUCCCUUGGGAUGUUUACCUGCUCUAAGAGCGGCAAAUCCAAAAGCAGAUGGCAGUUGCUUUGAUGAUGUUUCUGACCUUGCAUUGGCACAUAACAAUGCCUUGUAUGGUGUGCUCCUAAGCUUUGGCCACAUCCUCACAGAAUUUAAAUAUGCCUUCAGCUCAGGGUUCUACAGUUGGCUGCAUGAAGUUAUUCAUAAUCCAGCCAAAUCAGGGUUUAAAGAUGGAAUCAAUGCAUGUUGUGGGUCUGGGCCAUAUGGAGGUGUGUAUAGCUGUGGAGGAAACAAAGAGGUAAGUGAUUACGAGGUGUGCAACUCAACGGAAGAUUUUGUGUGGUGGGAUUCUUUCCAUGUAACCGAGAAGCUUGCAGAGAAAAUAGCAGAUAUGUUGUGGAACGGUCCACAGACCUCGAUUGGACCAUAUAAUCUGAAGGGGCUGUUCUUCAACAAUGAAAAGUCUAGAGUUGAAGAUAUAGUGGAUGCUAAAGAAAAUUGGGAGGCAUUUGCUUUGUGAUUUCUAGGUGAUCGUCGUUGUGGUCAUAAUAGAAUGUUUGGAAGAAAGUAUUUAGCUUAAUAAUGGUUCUGAACAUAUUAAUCUGCUGCCUUUAAUUGUUUCAGUGCCAAGCUUUGGGAACCUUAGUAACUUAUUUUUGAGGUUGGUGAUAGCCAUGAUAUUAGGAAGUUUUUGAACUUGCCUUGUUUGCUUA